Molecule: messenger RNA, 279 nt
Organism: Chlorella variabilis
Lineage: Eukaryota; Viridiplantae; Chlorophyta; Trebouxiophyceae; Chlorellales; Chlorellaceae
Product: transcription factor
Exons: 2
Biological process (GO): regulation of transcription by RNA polymerase II
Cellular component (GO): CCAAT-binding factor complex
Molecular function (GO): DNA-binding transcription activator activity, RNA polymerase II-specific; RNA polymerase II cis-regulatory region sequence-specific DNA binding; protein heterodimerization activity
Source: RefSeq, a predicted model, not a curated record
AGGGAGCAGGACAGGUUCCUGCCCAUAGCCAACAUCAGCCGCAUCAUGAAGAAGUCGCUGCCGGGCAACGCCAAGAUUGCCAAGGAUGCCAAGGAGACGGUGCAGGAGUGCCUGUCUGAAUUCAUCUCCUUCAUUACCAGCGAGGCCAGCGACAAGUGCCAGCGGGAGCGGCGCAAGACCAUCAACGGCGACGACCUGCUGUGGGCCAUGACCACCCUGGGCUUUGACGAGUAUGUAGAACCGCUCAAAGAGUACCUGGCCAAGUUCAGGGAGGCCGAG